AAACCCGGUUUCCUCCUGUCUGUCCGGGGGUGGAUUUCCCCUCAAGAAGCCAAUGAACAAAAGCUCGUUUAUUUCUGUCCACGAUGAGGAGGAAACGUGUCCCGCCGCUUCCCCACCUCUUCCUGCAACAUGCUGCCUCCCCGUUGCGCCAGUUGCUGAAGGCUGCGAGUGGUGAUGGAGGCUGGGGGCAGCAGAGCUGGAAGGCAGAAGUCGCCGUUUCGGACCACGCUCCCUGGCUCUGCUCCACACCUCCAAAAUAAGAGCUCUGCCUCGUCCUAGCUGUGAAGAGAAGAAAAGCAAGCUGCCUGAUCCUUUGUUCAGCAAACGAUCUCGAUGGGGAAGCUGAUCUCCAAAGGCUGGCGCAGAAGAGAAGCACGAGUGGUCAUGCUGGGGCUCGACCUCGCCGGCAAAUCCACCCUCCUCUACAGGCUGAAGAGCAGCCGGGCUAUGGAGACGUGCCCCACGGUGGGCUUCAACGUGGAGUCCCUGCGGACGCCCUGCGGCAUGCCCUUCACCCUCUGGGACGUCGGGGGACAAAGCAGCCUCCGGGCCAGCUGGCCCCACUACCUGGAGGACACCAACAUCCUCAUCUUCGUGCUGGACAGCACGGACAUGGCCCGGCUGCCCGAAGCUUUGGAGGCUCUAGAGGAAGCCCUGGGCCACCCCAGCCUGGCUGGCGUCCCCGUCCUCCUCCUGGCCAACAAGCAGGAGGUGCCCGGGGCGAUGGCUCCUGCCGAGCUGGGGCAGCGGCUGCAGCGGGGGCGGCUGAUGGGGCACCCGUGGGUGCUGCGGGGCUGCAGCGCCCUCACCGGACAGGGCUUGCAGGAGGCUCUGGGGGUCCUGGGUGAGCUGCUGAGGGGCGCGGGGCUGCGCUCCCCGUCCCCAGAACAGCCUGUCAUCGGGCCGGCAGAGAGGAGGCAAGCCCUCGGGUGAGCCUCAGGUGGAGCCAGCACAGAGCUGAAGCUCGGGUGGACCCUGCGUGGGGUUUGCCAGCAGGAUGCCAGGCUCUGGGCACCCCCUGAAAGAAGCAGACCUGCAGCUGGCACACAUCGCGCUGAGAAACACCCAGCUGCUCACCAGCGGGAGCAUUUUUGGAUCCGUCUCUCGUACGCUCACCACCAACCACCUCUUGCACCAGGCUCUACUCAUCGACUGCGUGGUGUCCAGUGCGUCAGCAGGGAUGCGUUUUUGGCAGAGAAGCCCACGAGGGAUUUUUAUCUUUCUCCCAGCCCCGAUGCAGCUAUCCUGAUGGAGCAGGACUUCCACCAGCCAACAGCUAAUCGGCUUCCGUGCGGCACCCGUGGGAAUAACCUUCAAACCGUGGAAGCGAGUCAGGAUUAGAUGGUGUGACGCUGUUUCAGGAUGUGUACUUACUAAUUCCUUGUCUUUCUUUCCCAUUCCUUAUUUUUAUUGAAUACCAUUUUCAGGAAAAUGGUACCUAACUUCCCUCGUAUUAUCUUUAAAUUUAUGGAAGUCAAAUCCAAGUUCUAGGUGCUUGGAAAUACGCCCGCAUGGCAAGCCAACCUCUGAAUAUCCUCAUGGUGGUCAAGGGGAAGCCCCCCCUCUCAGAUGUUUUGAAACUAGGUGAAACUUCUCUGCAGGAGGUGGCCCAGUGUGGGCAGGCUGACUGCCAAAGGGCUCUCCAUGCUCACCGUGUUCUGGGCAGCCAAAAUACCCAGCCCUGGCAGCUCACCGUGGGGCCAGGGUCCCAGCGAUGUCUCCAUUGGAUCCCACUGAGCCUACUGGAGAAAGGACCUAUGAAAUGUGUGCCUUGGGGGACCCCGCACCCAGAAUUCUCUUAAUCAAGGUUAAAGUUAAGAAGCUUAGUGGUAGACCCUACUCUACUACGAAAUGAAUGAAAGUGGUGGGGCAAGGAGAGCGAGAGAGGAUACCAUAUUUUUAGGCAGCAGCAGUCAGCUGCUUUCAGGAAGGAACUUAUUCAGCCCAGAAUCACCGAAGAAAAAUGCACAAAGAAGCCUUCUGCUGUUCAUGCCAGUGCGUUUCAUGGCUCUUAAGGGAUUAACCAUCCAGCUGCUUCUGGUGCUGUGAUUAGCCUCACUUCGUAGGAGGCAGCAGCUGGAACACAGGGCUUAUCUAAACUCGUGAAGGAGCAGAACACAACGAACCACUUAUAGGAAGGUCUUAAUAAAAGAUGUCCUUCCAAGUGAAAAAGUCACAAUUUGUAGCUGUGUUAAUAUAUAAAAUAUAAUAACUAUUAUAUGCGAUAAAAGAGUGUUCCAGUGUUGGUCUGGCCUGAGUGAUCAUGCUUAUGAGUACCCAUAAGUUGCACUGAACUGUAAAUGACCUCUAUAGCAAACCUGUGUGCAUGACAAGGAGAAUAAAUUCAUGUCUUUAAAUACUUUUGUAUUUGUGGCUAACAUAAGCAGACUGAUCUGCCUUUGGCUUGGAGGUGGCCACCGCUGACUUCUAACACGCGUUUCCCAAGCACGUGUUGUGUUCUUGACUGUCAGAACCAGAUCAAGAGGUUUUUGUAAGGCAAAAACAUGCACUUGUAUUGAGAUAGAGACGAACAAACCCAGGUUAUCCGUGCAACCCAAUCGUCAGUGAAUGGAGAGGAUGAAUCUUCCCAGGGGCCUGUCCAGCCACGUGGAGCAGCAGGCCUGGAGGUGCAACACAAAAAUUGAAUUGCUGUGCCAAAAGUUACUCCUCAUUCAGUUUGCUGGUGUUUUGGUCACACAUCUCACAUGAUACCAAACAGAGUAUUGAUCAUCAGGGUCUGGGAUCUGCAAUAUAUUAAACUCAGCACAGGUUGAAGAGUUGUCGUGCUGCUGCUUUACUCUUAGCUGGCUCUUGGUGUGUGCAUUUGACUCUCCAAAAUUGUCUGCUGGUGAAUAAAAAAAGGCACUGAAGCCUUCCUAUUCCCCC
This is a messenger RNA of Cygnus olor (mute swan), 2886 nucleotides long. RefSeq names its product ADP ribosylation factor like GTPase 11 (gene ARL11). Gene Ontology annotation, biological process: vesicle-mediated transport; intracellular protein transport. The coding region runs from base 334 to 933 and encodes 199 amino acids. The transcript is spliced from 2 exons. Gene Ontology annotation, cellular component: cytoplasm. The record is from RefSeq and is a predicted model, not a curated record. Gene Ontology annotation, molecular function: GTPase activity; GTP binding. NCBI's taxonomy places the organism in Eukaryota, Metazoa, Chordata, Aves, Anseriformes, Anatidae.